AUGGCCACGGAAAGCGCCAUCUGCGUUGCCACGGUAUUGGUGCUCUUUCCUGUUUUUGCUGCUCUCGUAAGGCUCAUCUACGUCCUUCCAGCAUUGCAGGUCAAACUGGCAACACCCUCGAACUCACAGCUACGUGGCCAUGUGAUGAUCCUUUUAGGCUCGGGAGGCCACACGGGGGAAAUGUGUCGUAUUCUACAGCAAUUGAAUUUUGAACGCCUAAGUUUGACUUGGUUGGUCUCUACAGGCGAUACGACAUCGUUGGAGAAGGCACAAAUGCUUGAAGAAAGUAAAGGACAUUCACCGAAGAAUUCUACAUACAUUACGUUGAAGAGAGCUCGCAAAGUGGGCCAAAGCUUAAAGCUGUCUGUACUUACGACGUUGGCAUCUAUUGCAUCGACGUUUCAAAAAUUAGUACACUUGCAGCUGUACCCCGACGUUUUGAUCAUCAAUGGACCUGGAACGUGUGUGCCUGUAGCAUACGUGCUUUUCCUCUUCAAGUAUGUUGGUCUUUGUCGUACAAGAAUUGUCUAUAUCGAGUCUUUGGCUCGUGUGAACGAGCUCAGCUUGUCAGGUAGACUUGUCUUGCCGGUCUGUGACCGAUUCAUCGUGCAAUGGGAACCCUUGGCUAUGAGGUACAAAAGGGCAGAAUAUUAUGGGAUACUAGUUUGA
Candidozyma auris is the source of this 669-nucleotide messenger RNA. Its product is annotated as N-acetylglucosaminyldiphosphodolichol N-acetylglucosaminyltransferase anchoring subunit ALG14. Gene Ontology annotation, biological process: dolichol-linked oligosaccharide biosynthetic process. Gene Ontology annotation, cellular component: UDP-N-acetylglucosamine transferase complex. The transcript has a single exon. The record is from RefSeq and is a predicted model, not a curated record. NCBI's taxonomy places the organism in Eukaryota, Fungi, Ascomycota, Pichiomycetes, Serinales, Metschnikowiaceae. Bases 1 to 669 code for a protein of 222 amino acids.